Molecule: messenger RNA, 1381 nt
Organism: Amphimedon queenslandica
Lineage: Eukaryota; Metazoa; Porifera; Demospongiae; Haplosclerida; Niphatidae
Exons: 8
Coding region: 91-1194 (367 amino acids)
Source: RefSeq, a predicted model, not a curated record
AAAAUUUGAAGAAUGUAAUGCAUACUUACCCGGUAGUCAUCAAUAGUUUGUUACGCUGUACUCAGAAUUAAGUCCUAUUUAUGCAUUCAUAUGUCUGCUUCUACUGGUAGAGAAAUGAGGUUUCUUUCUUCUCUUUUGUUUGCUUAUUGCCUCUGUCUUUCUUUUGUUUCUUCUCAAGUUACAUUAUUGCCAAAUGAUACAGUUUCUGUAUGUGAAGGAGAAAUACAAGCAAUAACGUGUAAUGUGACUGGAUCUGUACUUAUAUGGGAUGAUGGAAAUAAUUCCACCAGCUUCAGUAGUGGAAACACUAUACCAGCAGAAUUAGGGCCAUUCCAUUUAGUAUUACUAUCUCAUAAUAAUGGCACAGUGGUUUCAGUUGCAACUGUUAAUGUUUCUACAUCAAUAAAUGAGAGUACCCUUGAGUGUAGAAAUACAGGAUUUAAAAACUCCAGUAUAAGGCAACAAAUCAGCUUUAAUGUUAAACAUUCAGUACCUAUGACUUAUUUUAAAGUUGAUGCUGUAUCAUCAGAUACAUUAUUAAUAUCUUGGGCUGGAGCUGAUUGUAUACAAUCAUAUGAUGUAUUCACUAAUGGAACUAAUGUUAAUACUACCAGUGGAAUGAGUCUAUUGUAUAAUACUGGAGGAGCUAUUGGCAGUAUUGAUGUAUUGGUUAAUAGUGUUGAUUAUUAUGGGAGUGCAGUGGGUAACUUAUCAAUUCAAUAUCAAUUUAACAAAUAUGACUUUGAAGUUGAGGCUAUUAUUAGUGACAAUAUGUCACUGGUCAUAAUAAUUAAGGAUAAUUAUAUUAAUCAACAGCCUGCCCCAUUGUCCUGUGAAUUGACAGUGGCUAACUUAACUCAGUCAUCAGUGGACUGUCUCUCUAAAAGAUUGUUUGUAUUCACUAAUGUCACUGAAGGAGUUGUGUAUAAUUAUACUGUUACUAUUACUAAUGUCGUUGAGUCUGCUGUUAAGAAUGGUUCCAUAGUACUAGAACAAACAUGUCCAUCACAAACUCGAUAUUUCUGUUCAACUUUGCUGGCAUCUGAUUUUCAAGAGUCUUGUAUUACAUCAACUACAAGUCAAAGUACUAGUCCAUCACAAACUAAUACUAAUGAAUCCGGUGGAUCGAAUUGUGUCAUUCCUUGGAUAGUUGGUUUGAUAACUGGGACAGUAGUGGUUUCACUUUUGAUUUAGCUUUUACUUCAAAGACUUACAGCCUCGUGUACAAAAGGAACAUAUUAAAAUUGUCUUCCUAAGUAAAAAUUAUUAUAGUUUUGUAGUUUUUCAUUAGUAUCGCUUUAAUGAUUACAUAGAUAUUUAAUUACAUCAUUACAUGAUCAAUUUGUUAUCUUUUUUGUUAGUUAUACAAAAAACUUACUGU